UUCUAGAACCGGGGCAGAAUGGGGUGAAGCGUGAGGCCAACUCGAGGUUGCUGCUUUCCAGUGGGGCGCAGGGUUUGGAUUUGUCGUUUAGCUCCGGUCUGUUGAGCAGGGCCCUUGGAGCGGUGGGCCCCGUCUUGGCAGUGAAGGAGUCAAGAGCAUGUGGUCUUUUCCUCCCUGGAAUCGGCAUCCUGCCUUCUCGGCCUUUGGCUGUGGUGGAGGCUGUGCAUCGACUUGACCUCAUCCUUUGCAACAAAACCGCUUAUCAAGAAGUGUUCAAACCAGAGAACAUUAGCCUGAGGAACAAGCUGCGCGAGCUCUGCGUCAAGCUUAUGUUCCUGCACCCAGUGGACUAUGGGAGGAAGGCUGAGGAGCUGCUAUGGAGAAAGGUAUACUACGAAGUUAUUCAGCUUAUCAAGACUAACAAAAAGCACAUCCACAGCCGGAGCACCUUGGAAUGUGCCUACAGGACGCACCUGGUCGCUGGGAUUGGCUUCUACCAGCAUCUGCUUCUCUAUAUCCAGUCCCACUACCAGCUGGAACUUCAGUGCUGCAUUGACUGGACCCAUGUCACCGACCCCCUCAUAGGAUGCAGGAAGCCAGUGUCGGCUUCGGGAAAGGAGAUGGACUGGGCACAGAUGGCGUGUCACCGAUGUCUCAUGUACCUGGGGGACUUGUCGCGAUAUCAGAAUGAAUUAGCUGGUGUAGACACCGAGCUGCUAGCUGAGAGAUUUUACUACCAAGCCUUGUCAGUAGCUCCCCAGAUUGGAAUGCCCUUCAACCAGCUGGGCACGCUUGCAGGCGGCAAGUACUACAGCGUGGAGGCCAUGUACUGUUACCUGCGCUGCAUCCAGUCGGAAGUGUCCUUUGAGGGGGCCUAUGGGAAUCUCAAGCGGCUGUAUGACAAGGCAGCCAAAAUGUACCACCAGUUGAAGAAGUGCGAGGCUCGGAAACUGUCUCCCAGCAAGAAGCGAUGUAAAGAUAUCAAGAGGUUGCUAGUGAACUUCAUGUACCUGCAAAGCCUCCUGCAGCCCAGGAGCAGCCCGGUGGACUCAGAGCUGACGUCACUCUGCCAGUCAGUCCUGGAGGACUUCAACCUCUGCCUCUUCUACCUGCCCCCGUCCCCCAGCCUCAGCCUGGCCAGCGAGGGCGAGGAGGACUAUGAGGGCGGCUACGCUUUCCUCCCGGACCUCCUCAUCUUUCAGAUGGUCAUCAUCUGUCUCAUGGGCGUGCACAGCUUGAAGAGAGCAGGCUCCAAGCAAUACAGCGCGGCCAUUGCCUUCACCCUGGCCCUCUUCUCCCACCUGGUCAACCACGUCAAUAUACGGCUGCAGGCUGAGCUGGAGGAGGGCGAGAACCCCGUGCCGACGUUCCAGAGCGAAGGCACAGAUGAGCCCUUGGAGAAGGAGGAGGCGCCAGGCCCUGAGCCCCCUCCCGCAGCACCUCCUGCAGCACCUCCCUCAGGUGAGGUCAGAAAGAGCCGGAAGUUCUCCCGUCUCUCCUGCCUCCGCCGUCGCCGCCACCCACCCAGAGCUGGAGAGGACAGUGACCUGAGCGAAGGCUUCGACUCAGACUCCAGCCACGACUCGGCCAGGGCCAGCGAGGGCUCGGACAGUGGGUCCGACAAGAGUCUCGAAGGUGGGGGAACGGCCUUUGAUGCUGAGACAGACUCAGAAAUGAACAGCCAGGAGUCCCGGUCAGACCUGGAAGACAUGGAGGAUGAGGAGGGGACACGGUCCCCAGCCCUGGAGCCUGCUCGGCCCAGGUCAGAGGCUCCCGAGUCUCUCAAUGGCCCCCUGGGCCCCGGUGAAGAUAGCAUUGCCAGCAACCUGCAAGCCAUGUCCACCCAGAUGUUCCAGACCAAGCGCUGCUUCCGACUGGCCCCCACCUUCAGCAACCUGCUCCUCCAGCCCCCCAGCGAACCUCACAUCGUGGCCAGCCGCACACCCUGUGUCAACGGAGAUGCGGACAAGCCCUCGGAGCCAGCCUCUGAGGAGGGCUCCGAGUCGGAGGGCAGUGAGUCCAGCGGGCACUCCUGUCGGAAUGAGCGCAGCGUCCAGGAGAAGCUACAAGUUUUGGCGGCCGAAGGCUUGCUUCCCGCCGUGAAGGUCUUCCUGGACUGGUUGCGGGCCAACCCUGACCUCAUCGUCGUGUGUGCGCAGAGCUCUCAAAGUCUGUGGAAUCGCCUGUCUGUGUUGCUGAACCUGUUGCCAGCUGCUGGUGAGCUCCAGGAGUCUGGCCUGGCCCUGUGUCCCGAGGUCCAAGACCUUCUCGAAGGUUGUGAACUGCCUGACCUGCCCUCCAGCCUGCUGCUCCCAGAGGACACAGCCCUUCGUAAUCUGCCUCCCCUCCGGGCUGCCCAUCGACGCUUUAACUUUGACACGGAUCGGUCCCUGCUUAGCACCUUAGAGGAGUCGGUCGUGCGCAUUUGCUGCAUCCGCAGCUUUGGCCACUUCGUGGCCCGCCUGCAAGGCAGCAUCCUGCAGUUCAGCACGGAGGCCGGCAUUUUCGUGAGCAUCGCCCAGUCGGAGCAGGAGGGCGUGCUGCAACAGGCCCAGGCGCAGUUCCGCAUGGCACAGGAGGAAGCCCGUCGGAACAGGCUGAUGAGAGACAUGGCCCAGCUGCGACUUCAGCUCGAGGUCUCUCAGCUGGAAGGGAGCCUGCAGCAGCCCAAGGCCCAGUCGGCAAUGUCUCCCUACCUCGUCCCCGACACCCAGGCCCUCUGCCACCACCUCCCGGUCAUCCGCCAGCUGGCCACCAGCGGCCGCUUCAUUGUCAUCAUCCCAAGGACAGUGAUCGAUGGCCUGGACUUGCUGAAGAAGGAACACCCAGGGGCCCGGGAUGGGAUCCGAUACUUGGAGGCAGAGUUUAAGAAAGGAAACAGGUAUAUUCGCUGCCAGAAAGAGGUGGGAAAGAGCUUCGAGCGGCAUAAGCUGAAGAGGCAGGAUGCAGACGCCUGGACUCUCUAUAAGAUCCUGGACAGCUGCAAACAGUUGACUCUGGCCCAGGGGGCAGGUGAGGAGGACCCGAGCGGCAUGGUGACCAUCGUCACAGGCCUUCCACUGGACAACCCCGGUGCGCUCUCAGGCCCUAUGCAGGCAGCUCUGCAGGCCGCCGCACACGCCAGUGUGGACAUCAAGAAUGUUCUGGACUUCUACAAGCAGUGGAAGGAGAUUGGUUGAGACGGACCCCCAGGCCCUGCAGUGGGGCUGCAUCCAGAUCUCUCCUGCCCUCCCUGGCAGCCAGGACCACCACCUGUAGUCACCCCACCACACGCAGACUCACGCACGCACGCAGGAAGGAAGCCCAGCUGCACACAGGCCGCAGGGAGGGCCCGGGAGCCACAGGGAGGGCCCAGAGCCGGCUGGGAGGGCGGGUCCCCCUGUCGCCAAGACGACGUCAGGAAAGUGGGGGAAGUGCUGGGCGCAGGAGAGGCCUGUGGGCCCCCAGCCAGCCCUUCUGCCUCAGCCCCCUGCUGUCACCAGGGGCAGGUGGCAGGCGUGGGCGUCUGCGUUCCAUUGGAGUGGUUUGUGGACCUCUGAGGGGAAGGGACAGCAGAAGGGCCCCCCUUCCUCACUCAAGACGCAGGGUGGUUGGCGUCAGGAGUUGGAUCCUCUGGUGCCAGGGGAGGAAUUGGGUAACACCGGAUGUGUGGGUGGUUCUCUGCAGACCCUUCCCCUCCUGGAGGACCCCCCAUCCUCCCCUCCCUUUGCACAGGCGGGGGCAGUUCUGGAGCCAUGGGGACUCUUCCAGAAGAGGGCCUGGAGCUGCUGGCACCAAGAGCAGGGCCAGGGCUCGCCCCCUCCUGCUGCUGUGGGAGCCACGCACCCAGCCGCCCCACUUCUGCCCUCGCUCCGCGUCUGCCCAGCUUCCAGGGCACGGAGCAGGCCCCUCUUGACGGCAGGCUGGCCCCGUGGGCCAGCGAGGGUCCCGGGCCCACCAGCCCCACAGUCGUGAUCUGUGCAGGGGGCGGAGUGCGAUGCCAGGAAGGGGGGGGUGCGGUGCCAGGCCACCAGCCCCCUGACGGUCUGGGAGAGGCCUGCGUGGAGGUGGGCCGCAGAGAGGAGGGGCCCGUCGAGCUGCCUGGUCGGGGGCCUGCUGUCCUACUGGGGCUGAGCAUGGGGCUCGCUUGCUCGUGGCCGGUGGCGAGGUGAACGCGGGAGCCGAGAUCAUGAAUCGCUCAGGGCAGGCGUGGGGGAGGCUCUGGCCCGGGCCGCCUCGGCCCCUUGCCCUGGGGCUGGCCAGGAGCUCGUGGGAGGGGGCGGCGGGGCUCGGCUCUGCCGCCCCCACCCCAGCGCUAGCCUAGCUUCCCAGGCUGUUCUCAGAGGAGAGCAGGCUUCUUGCCUCCUUCCUCUAAGACAGCAAGUCUGGGACGACCUGGGGGCAGUGGGGUCACCCCGACUCCCAGUCCCUGGCAGAGACUGAGACUAAAGCAUCACUUAAUAAAGAUCCCUCGAAGCCCA
This is a messenger RNA of Mirounga angustirostris (Northern elephant seal), 4460 nucleotides long. RefSeq names its product SMG5 nonsense mediated mRNA decay factor (gene SMG5). Gene Ontology annotation, biological process: nuclear-transcribed mRNA catabolic process, nonsense-mediated decay. The transcript is spliced from 22 exons. Gene Ontology annotation, cellular component: telomerase holoenzyme complex. Bases 330 to 3179 code for a protein of 949 amino acids. Lineage: Eukaryota; Metazoa; Chordata; Mammalia; Carnivora; Phocidae. Gene Ontology annotation, molecular function: telomeric repeat DNA binding; telomerase RNA binding; protein binding. The record is from RefSeq and is a predicted model, not a curated record.